GCCCCUGAGCCGCUCACACACUGGUGCUCCGGUCAUUGACCGCGGGGGGUGUGUCAGUGGACGGAACACUGCGUGUCAUUGUGUUUUGGUCCCUUUUUUUGGUUGAGUGAAUGACACCAGCAUUUGUCGAAACUGUGCUUUACUCUGUGUAGGUUUGUGGAAAACCUAGAUUUCCAAAAUGAAUAAAGAUGCGCAGAUGAGAGCAACCAUUAACCAAAAGCUAAUCGAAACAGGAGAGCGAGAGCGCCUUAAAGAGUUGCUGAGAGCCAAGUUAAUUGAAUGUGGCUGGAAGGAUCAGUUGAAGGCACAUUGCAAAGAUGUCAUUAAAGAAAAAGGAUUAGAACAUGUUACUGUUGAUGAUUUGGUGGCAGAAAUCACUCCCAAAGGCAGAGCUUUGGUACCAGACAGUGUAAAGAAGGAACUCUUGCAAAGAAUAAGAACCUUCCUUGCUCAGCAUGCCAGUCUUUAACUUCGACAUUCAUCUGGGAUACAGUUUCCUGUAUAACGUCAGUCAUGUCAGGAUUGGAAUACAGUUUACAUACUUCAUCAGGAUGAAAAACUAUUAAUUUUUCUUUGCAUUGAUUUCUUAAAGUUGGUGUUAUUUUAAUAAAAAAUUUUGUGGACUCAUGGUUCUAAGGUGGUUCUCUAUCUCAGUGGACUGUAAUGUGCUGUCACCUGUUCCAGUUUGUAAUAAUCCGUGACUUUAUGCAAUUGUAGAACCUUGCAAAGAUUUUCAGAAAAGAAGCACAGUUAACAAGUAUGUUGAGCAGAAAUGCAGAAAGGUGUAAAAAAAGUGUGAAAAAAAAUGGGAUACGCCAUACUGCUGAGCAUAGUUUUUCUGAAUUUCCCAGAGUGAGCAGGACAAAGUUAAAACUAUGUAAAACUGUUGGUGAAAUUCCUUUUGUACUUCUUUUAUAGAGAAUGAGUUGUUUGAAGUCUCUGACAUUGGAUGCAAGUAUUUACUCAGCAAUUAAUAAGAGGUUGAAUUCUUUAAGAAAAAGGCAGUUGUAUCUUUCAUCAGCAAUUCUUUUCACAUUUGCUUUGAGUCACUAUUCUAAUUUUGAACAACUACUGUUUUCUAUCUUUGCCCAUAUUACUGGUUUUUUGGGUUUUUUAUAUGGAUCUUUGGGGCCUUUUUAAAUUAAGUAUAGUUCAGUACUUUGCCACUGUAACAUGAAGCAUUUUUAAUUCUUGUAUCUGGAACUGUAACAUCAACCAGGUCUAUACAUAACUGCAAAAAUAAAUUUGAUUAAUAGAGAGGAUCAAGAAAGAGGCUUUGAAGUGAGAAUGUUUAAUUUUUCCCAUAUUUUAGAAUCAUUUAUAAAAUGAUGCACAAGCAUAAGCAAAACCUGAAUGAGUAAUUGGAUACUGUUGUGACUCGGUGGAGAAAAACUACUGACUCAAAAUAAUAUUCAUACUCCUAAUGAGAAGAAUACUGUAAAAACUCGAAAAGCCGUUCCUCUGCCAGUGGGUUGCGCUGUUCCAUCAUGGCCGCUCGGGGGCGCCCGCGCCCUUCGCACUGGACGGAGGUGGCGGCUUCCCUUCCCUCUCGAGCCCUCGGCCUGCGGGGAGAGCGCUGCGGAGCUGUGGCACGGACACAGCGCCCCCCUCGCUGCCCGCCCCCUGAGACACGCUGUGCUCAGCCCGCAGCAUCACCUGCACGGGGUUGGGCAGAGCCACAGUGGCAGUGCCAGCCUGAGAGGGCUCCAGGGCCGGCUCAGACGGGGAAACAAGUGUUAUGUUUGCCCAAUUAUCCCAUCAAAAAAACCCAAACAAUAUUUAAGAUAGCAACAAUUUUAAUUGAAUAGUUUAGAAAAUAUAUAAAUAAGGGAUAAUUUGGUUCAAAUAAUAGCGCAUAAGUAAAAACAACCACGGGGUACGGAGGUUCUUGACCCUUGCCACUUCACGUACAAGCUUGCCAAGUGAAAGUCACCCCUUAUAUGCCAUGUGUCAAUGCCAUCUCCUCCCAUUUUCGGUUGGUCACUUUUCUGUCUCCGCCUUCAUUACCACCUUUACCACGCAUGCGCCACCACUCGGUUUGGUGGUCGCACAAGUCUUUGGGGGUCGUCACUGAUGAAGGCCCUGUAGUCUUCUUCAUUGUCCUUUAAUUCACCUUUGAGUUACACAUGCGCACCAAGCCAGUACAAUGUAAGCCAAGACUAAGGUAUCACUGCAUCUACAUAUCAAAGCAAUAAGUCCCUUAUAAUUAGCAUUUUCUUGGACCCAACCAGGUUCUUGGUCAUUUUUAGCAACUGUACCUUCAGCUUCUUUCCUGUGGUCCUUGAGAACAUCUGCUGGGAAGGGGGAUGGGUGGAGCCCCUCCUUUCCCUCUCCUCUUUGGCAUUACUAUUUUUAACUUAUUAAUUCCAAAUAUUAGUUACUGUAUCAAUAUGGAGUACAGUUUCAAUUUUUAUCAGUACGAAUCAUACUUAUUUACCACACAAGUCUGGGAGAAAUCUGCCCACCGCCAAAGGUGAAGCUUGGCAGUAAACGGGAGUUGGUAUAAACGGGGCAAUACCAGCACCAACAGGCUGAGAUGUAACUGGUCAUGAACAUCUUUUGUCUACAAGGACCAAGCUCCUGCUAAGACUGUAACAACAUUGGAGCCAAGAUCGUGGAUCUGCUGCAGAUAUUCUGCCUGCACUGUUUUAAAUCUACCUUAAUGUCAGCUAGAAUGUAUUUGCUGUAUGUCAUUGCCUCGAUGCUGUUAAAUAAAUGUGGAGGUCAUAAAGAAAAUAA
Molecule: messenger RNA, 2739 nt
Organism: Zonotrichia albicollis (white-throated sparrow)
Lineage: Eukaryota; Metazoa; Chordata; Aves; Passeriformes; Passerellidae
Source: RefSeq, a predicted model, not a curated record